GAUUGGUUUUUAAAAAAUGGAUUACUGGCGUAACAAUGAUGAACGUGACAAAAUUUAUCAAGAGAUUUUUAACUAUUGCGUUUUUGAUUGCAUUCAGUGCACUUCACAAAAAAGUUGGGUUCAUUUGGAAGAACCAUACAAUCUCUUAAAAGGUAUACUGAAACAGUCAAUACACCUUAAUGAGCCAGGAAAUGAAGAUAAAGCCCAAUUGGUUCUGAUUAUGUUCAGCUUGUUGAAACUGGUGAAGCAAGGUCUAGAAGACUGGGGCUAUGAUUCCGUCAUAGACAGCCAUGAGGAGUUCUGCACUAUAGAGCUGAUCAAUGAACUUUUCUACUCGCUAAACUAUUUCCAUGUCUCCUUUAAUCUGGGUCCCGAAGUUGUUGAAGCAGCCAGAAAAAGUUUACUUUACACUUAUCUAUUUGUACUGCAGCUUUGUACAGCAUUAGACUCACCAGUCCACUCUAAAGAAGAGUUAAAUAAUAUAUACUCUCAUUCAGCCACAAGACUUAGAGAUUUGAUCAACAUGAAGAGUAGAACAGAAAAAAAAAUUUUGAAAAGCCUGGACAACCAAGACAUGUUACUUGACAUAAAUGCUCCACAUCCUAAACAGCUUAUUCAUAAGAUUACAAGCUUGAUUCAAAAAAUUGCUAAAUUUUUUGAGACUCCUGUUUUAUUAAAGGUACCUGAGUGUAAGGAUAUACUGAAAGAAAAAUUGAAAUUUAAAAAGGAGGAGGCUAUAAACACAGCAUCAGAUAAUUUACCAAGCUCAAAAUAUGAGAAAUCACUUUUGUUGGGACGGAUGGAUGUGAAAUACGCAGAUGUGAAAAAAAUGGAGGUUAUUAAGGCUGGUGAGGUUGGGUGUGCUGAUACCAAGACCCCAUCAAGCUGUCAGGGUAUGAUGAAUCCUGAUGCAAAGAUUGCCUCCACAUCAACUGUAUCAGCAACCUUACAGAUGUCAACAGCUUUGCCUGAUUUCACCAGUCUAUUGCUCCAAGAUCUGCAAAAACCUGCUCCCAUUAAUUUCUCUACAUCUACAUCUGUGCCCACUCAAAAGGAUCCAUCAAAUUUGAUUGACGGCACUAGUCCAAUGGACCAAGGUCUGUCAAUUCCUGUUUCUGUCAUUGUAUCCACAGUAAGUGCAUCAAAUGUGGCUGAUAGCACUAAUCCAUUUCACCAGGGUCUGUCAGUGCCUAUUCCAGUCAAUCCAUCAACAUCCACAUCAUUAGUGCCCAAACAGGUCAAUGCAACAAAUUUGCCAGACCGUGCUAGUCUACUGGAUCAAAGUGUGCCAGUUCAUGUUUCCGUCAUUGCCACCACAACCACAUCAAUGCCCAAACAGGUCAAUGCAACAGAUUUCCCUAAUCGUGCUAGUCCAAUGGAUCAAGGUCUGCCAAGAUCAGUUUCAUACACUGUCUCCACAUCAAGAUCAACAACCCCACCACAGCUAGAGCAGCUAGAAAUUAAUUCAUCUCGACAAGGGAGACUGAUGCUCUUUGAAAGAUAUCAUGCUAAUCAGUUUCCACCUGCAAGGAAGAGGCCACUCAUGGUAACUGAUGUUGACCUGGAGGUGGACCUUCAGUUUUUCCAGGGUUUACUCCCAUCAGUGGAUGAGCUUCUGAUAAGAAACAAACGUAGGUUCAAGCAAGCUGUGUCAAACCUACUGUUUGAUAUGCUGGAGGAUCAAGCACAGGAAUGUGAUAUUUGAUCAGAAUGUUUUUUAAAUGAAUACUUAAAUUUUGCAUUUUACUGUUAGUUAGUAAAUUUAAAAGAUUGUUUAUUCUGAUGAUAGUUAUUAGAAUAUUUUAUAUUUGUAUUUUUACUGUAUUAUCUGACAAGUUCUGUAUGGUUUUUUAUUUGGUCUUUGUCAAGCAAAAAGGAUUACGUAGUCUGCACACUACCCAAUCUCAUGCCAGGUACCAAUUAAAGCUGGAUAUGAAAUUUAUAAAUAUAAAUCAACCUCAAAACCUUUUUGCUAGUGAUCACUUGAUUUAUUAUAUAACUGAGUGUUCUUAUUUAUAGAUGCAUUUUGUUAACUGUUUCUAAGUUUGAAGAAAAUAAAC
Messenger RNA from Physella acuta, 2060 nucleotides. RefSeq lists its product as uncharacterized. Gene Ontology annotation, molecular function: DNA binding. The record is from RefSeq and is a predicted model, not a curated record. NCBI's taxonomy places the organism in Eukaryota, Metazoa, Mollusca, Gastropoda, Physidae.